Effrenium voratum is the source of this 727-nucleotide messenger RNA. The record is from the annotation of a GenBank genome assembly. Lineage: Eukaryota; Dinophyceae; Suessiales; Symbiodiniaceae.
UGGCUAUGUGUCUUCAGGGCUAGAGAGAGCCACAUAGGAGAUGUCGGGCCCUGUGCUUUGCUUCGGCGAUUCCUUGACUGCAGGGUACUACGGUGUAUGGCCACACCCUGUCACAAGCCCGCAUCGCUCGCUCGAGGAGGCAGAUCCCGACAGCGUAAAGUAUCACCCCUACGCGACACGGCUGGGGGAGUUGCUACGUGAGCAAGUGGAUGCGCCGGAGGCCCAUGGGUAUCCGGGGUUUUGCGCCCAUGAGCUGCUGCCGAAGCUGCAGAACCAUUUGAAGGAGAAGCCAUGGAGAUGUUGCGUGAUCCUGGCAGGCUCCAAUGACAUCAUCAUGGCAGGAUCCUCCGUGGAGCAAGCACGCGACCGCGUGCAGGCGCUGCACGCCGCCUGCAAGGAGGUUUCUGUGCCAGUGGUGGUGGUCGCAAACCUCGAUUGCGACGCUGAGAAUCACGGGUGCGUCCCUCCUGGCGAGGGCCCCGUGCGUCGAAGCCGCUUGAAGCAGCUGGGGGACGCCUUGCUGGCAGCUGCUGCGGCAGAUGGCUUGGCCUGCUGCGACCCGCGACCCGCGCUGCCAUUUCCCCAGCCUGGCGACCCCAGCACCGCCUUCUGGGAUGAUGCCAUCCACCUGACACCAACGGGUUCCGAUGUUCUUGGGCGCUGCGUCGCUGAAGUUCUUCGUGCUCAUUUGUGAGGUUUCUGGAGGUUUCCAGAGAUUGCGUUUCCG